CUUCACUGACAAGUAUGAUAAAAAAAAUAUCAGUUGCGCAAACUAAGUUACUUGGAGCUGUGCGUAUUUAUCACAACGAAGAAGCAUUUCACUGCGGAGAUAAAGAGCAAUUUAAACUGAUUUAACAGUUGGAGCGAUUUAAACUGAUAUUACGGUGUACAAUUGUUGUAAUCUUCGGUGGACAUUCUGAUUCGUGGAUGAGUAAACCAUGCUAACUACUACCAUUCUGUUGGGAGUAACACUGUGGUCCUGGGUAAUUCAACCAGUGUAUGGCGGUGCAGGACAUAAAUGGACGUAUCGUGGUGACCUAGGACCGGAACACUGGCACCUGGACUACCCGACCUGUGGAGGUCAACAACAAUCUCCGAUCGAGGUUAAAACUGACCAGGUGGUGCCAGAGGCGAAGCUGGCCGACUUCAAUCUAAACCAACUGAGUAACACCAAGAACGUGUCGAUGGUUUUAGCGAAUGUCGGUGGACAUACGGUUGAAGUUGCCGUCAGCGGCAGUCCUAUUUACGUUACUGGAGGAGGCCUGGAGGGGCGCUACAGACUGGAACAGUUUCACUUUCACUGGGGGUUGAAGGAUGAGCGUGGUUCAGAGCAUGUCAUUGAUGGACGACAUUUUCCUAUGGAGAUACACAUCGUUCUGUAUAAUGACAAGUACGCCAACUUCUCUUCGGCUGUACACAAGGAAAAGGGUCUCGCUGUGUUUGCAUUCUUUUACAAGAUUGGCGAAGAAAACAACAACAUGUUCAAAAUGUUGACUCACUUUCCGGACAUUGAGUUCAAAGACACCAGUAAGCCAAUUGCUACGUUUCCCAUAUCAUCUUUGUUACCGAAGAAGUUCAAUUCCUGGUUCAGAUAUGACGGCAGCCUGACCACGCCCCCUUGCUCGGAAACGGUCACGUGGACAUUAUUUAAAGACGAAAUCCACAUUUCAGAGGCGCAGAUCCAGAAAUUUCGCGGUAUUUUGGAAAACUUUCGAGGAGAACGAAACAAGACUCUAGUUGAUGAUUUUAGGCCUCUACAGAAACUACACAGCCGUAAAGUGUACACCAACCAUAACUUUGAAAUAAAUAGUAGUAACAGACCAGUUACUGUAGAUUUGAUAAUGACGGUUACUGUAAUACUCGUUAAACUGAAUACAUGUUUUUGGUAGUAUUGUUUGCAUGUGGUUUAUACAGCACCGCAGACCAAUCCAGUGAACAAUGCCAAGGGGUCGCGUGGUUCUCAACAUUGAUCGUGAUUCUAGUAACGUUCGUGUGGGUUUUUUUGUAUUGUUUUUGUUUUUGUAUAAACGUUGUUCAUAAUAAGUGUUAUGUGUGUACCACAAUGCUACUGUUGAACAGUCAAUAAUCACGAGUUCUGCAUGUCUAUAUUUUUGUACCCAGGAACCUUAAUUGGAUUAUAUUAGAUUUAAGUUGAAAAUAAUUUGAAAUGAUAAGAUGAAAUAAAAGUGUUUGACCUGUG
This is a messenger RNA of Gigantopelta aegis, 1470 nucleotides long. RefSeq names its product carbonic anhydrase-like. Gene Ontology annotation, molecular function: carbonate dehydratase activity; zinc ion binding. Lineage: Eukaryota; Metazoa; Mollusca; Gastropoda; Neomphalida; Peltospiridae. The transcript has 8 exons. Bases 209 to 1159 code for a protein of 316 amino acids. The record is from RefSeq and is a predicted model, not a curated record. Gene Ontology annotation, cellular component: plasma membrane.